Molecule: messenger RNA, 2340 nt
Organism: Verticillium nonalfalfae
Lineage: Eukaryota; Fungi; Ascomycota; Sordariomycetes; Glomerellales; Plectosphaerellaceae
Exons: 5
Coding region: 1-2340 (779 amino acids)
Biological process (GO): transmembrane transport
Cellular component (GO): brush border membrane
Molecular function (GO): transmembrane transporter activity
Source: RefSeq, a predicted model, not a curated record
AUGUUCUCUAGACUUGUCCUUCUCGCGCCUGUUCUUGACACCCUGUCCAAUCUACCUUCGUCGUCGCUCUUUGCCACCCCCUUCGACCCGCCGACCUCUGGUUUCCUAACGCCUCGAGAUCCCAAUCGCGGCUGGUCCCCGAUCAUGGCUUCAUCUUCGCCCAUAGACCCGGCCACGCGCAAAAGGGUACUCAAGGUCAUUGCCGUGUCGCUUCUCCUUGAUCUGAUCUCCUUCACCUUCAUCCUGCCACUGUUUCCGAAACUGCUCGAGUUCUACCGCGAUCGCGAGGCGCCUUCCACCAUAUCCGGCAACCCACAGACGCUCCUACAGAAUGUCAUUACCUACUUGAACAAAUACAAGGCGUCCUUCUCGCGCCCUAUCGACUCUCGCUACGACAUUGUCCUGCUCGGCGGCGCCCUGGGCAGCCUCUUCUCACUCUUGCAAGCCGUCGCAUCUCCCAUCAUUGGCCACCUCUCCGACCGUCAUGGCCGCCGGACCGCCCUGCUCGCGUCCAUGAUGGGCAACAUAGUUUCUGUCCUUCUCUGGGUGUGCGCGGUGGACUUUCGCACGUUCGUCGCCUCGCGCGUCGUCGGCGGCCUGUCCGAGGGCAACGUCCAGCUCGCGACAGCCAUGGCGACCGACAUUUCGGAUGACGCCUCGCGAGGCUCGACCAUGGCGCUUAUCGGCGCGUGCUUCAGCAUCGCCUUCACCUUUGGGCCCGGCCUCGGCGCCUGGCUCAGCACCAUCUCCACCGUCCGCGAAAACCCCUUUGCCACCGCCGCCGGCGUGAGCCUCGCGCUCAUCGUCACCGAGACGGUCUACCUCUACUUCUGCCUGCCCGAAACGCUUCCUGCACUUACCGGGCUUGGCAAGCCGGCAGGCGACAAGAAGAAGAAGUCGAGCGACGAAGUGCAGGUUGACGCCAGCACCAAGGGCCCGACGACGAAGACGACGCCGACGCAGAGGACAAACUCGCAUUUUCUCCUCAACGCCGUGCACUUUGUCUUCCUACUCUUCUUCUCGGGCAUGGAGUCGUCGCUGUCGUUCAUGACGUACGACCUCUUCGGCUACGGCUCGGCCAAGAACGGCCGCCUCCUGGGCUUCGUCGGCCUCGUCGCCUCGCUCCUGCAGGGCGGCGUCACGCGACGCCUGCCGCCGCUCGUCUCCGUCCGGCUCGGCGUCGUCGCGUGCCUGACGGCGUUUGUCCUCCUCGGCCGUACGACAACGACGGCGGGCCUCUACGCCGCGGCGACCUGCCUCGCCAUGACAUCGGCGACGGUCGUCACGGGCCUCAACGCGCUCAGCAGCUUCGAGGCUGGCGAGGGCGAGCGCGGCGGCAAGCUGGGCAUUCUGCGCAGCUGGGGCCAGCUGGGUCGCGGGCUCGGCCCCAUUCUCUUCACGAGCGUGUACUGGUGGGCCGGCCGCGAGGUGGCGUACGGCAUGGGCGCUGCCGGCAUCACUGUCGUGGCCGUCGCUGUGUUUUCCGGCCUGAAGACGCCGCCGGGGUCGGUCAAGGCCAAGGUGCCGAAGGAGAAGAAGGAGCUGUGGAAAACGGUCGCCUUGCCAGCCGUCAGAAUGCACAUUCAGCCCAUCGACAACCUCACUGACAUGGAGCCGUUCGUCAACGACAUGCCUCAGCACAUCCACAUCACAGACCAAGGCGACGAGGGCGCAGGCGAGGGCGACAUCUUUGACGACGUCUGGGGGUCCGCGCCAGCAUCCCCCACGACGCAGACUCGUGACGCUCACUCGUCGUCUGCAGCGGCCGCGCAUCACCCAUCGGACAUGCCCCGCCUGCAGGCCGAGCACACGACCGCCGGCUACCGCGAGGGCGUCACGGCGGCCAAGGCCCACAGCAUCCAGGCCGGCUUUGACGAGGGCUACAGCCUGGGCGCCGCCAUCGGGUCCCAGGCCGGCCAGAUCAUCGGUCUCCUCGAGGGCGUCGCUCACGCGCUCGCGGGUCACGACGACGCCAGCUUGGCGGAGGCGGCCGCCCGAAGUGUAAAGGAGGCGCGGGACGAACUCCAGGUUGAGAAGCUGUUCGGGCCCGACUACUGGAACACGGACGGCACGUGGAACUACGAGGUGGCGGCGAAGAAGCAAGCCGACGGAACCCAGGAGAAGAAAUGGGCAGGAGAGGACGACAUUCUGUUUGCUGACGUCGCUGACGCGCACCCGCUGAUCGUCAAGUGGACCGAGGUCGUUGAGGCUGCAGUCGCGCGAUGGGGCAUCGACCGCACCGUCUUUGCCGAUGUCGGUGAGGAGGAGCGUCUGGCCGCACAGGAUAGAGCUGCUGCCAACGCGGGACCCCAGCAGACGAGGAAGCCCCUUGACUGGUGA